UGGUAGAACUCCAAUUCCCAGCAUUCCCGCGUUCUGGCUUUCCCCAGCAAACACCGCGGCUCCGGCAAGAUGAGGCCAAGAUGGCGACGAAAACUAGCACUGAGAGCGCUCCUCCAUUUGAUUGUCCAACAUGGGGAGGCAAGCCACCGGUCGGGCUCCACUUGGAUGUGAUGAAGGGAGACAAACUGAUAGAGAAACUGAUCAUAGACGAAAAGAAGUUCUACUUGUUCGGAAGGAAUCCGGACUGGUGCGACUUUACUAUCGACCAUCAGUCCUGUUCACGCGUCCACGCCGCCCUUGUGUACCACAAACACCUCAAGAGGCUCUUUCUCAUCGACCUCAACAGCACGCACGGGACUUUCCUCGGGCACAUCCGCCUGGAGCCUCACAAACCUCAGCAGGUUCCCAUCGACUCCACUUUGUCUUUUGGGGCGUCCACGCGCACAUACACCAUUCGAGAGAAGCCCCAAAGCCAGUCGGGCGCCAGCGCAGAAAUUAAAGUUGGCGACGAAGACGAGCUGAAAGGACUUCUCGGGCUGCCUGAAGAGGAGACUGAACUAGAGAACCUGACUGAGUUCAACACUGCACACAACAAGCGCAUCUCCACGCUGACCAUAGAAGAAGGUAACCUGGAUAUCCAGAGGCCUAAGAGGAAGAGGAGGAAUUCCCGAGUAACCUUCAAUGAUGAGGACUCCAUCAUCAAUCCUGAGGACAUCGACCCUUCGGUGGGGCGUUUUAGGAAUAUGGUGCAGACGGCCGUCGUCCCCAUCAAGAAACGUCGCUCUGAAGGCCACAACACAUUAGGUCUGGACGACUUCACCGCCAAGCGUAUGCACGGUUACUCCAUGAGCGGCGGUCUUUACGGCGACCUGCCCCCAACCAGCCACGAAAACCAACCCACGGGCGCUCCGGGCGGCGCCUCCAUGCAGGGCGGCCUCCCGUUGCCCUUCCCCAACCCCGCGCCAGAGGUGGACCUGGCCCCCGAGGCUCCUCGCCGCCCCGUCACUCUCAACCCCACCCCGGUGUCCGUGCCCUUCCUCCAAGAGACCCUCAAUGAGCCGCGCAAAAAGAAGUACGCCAAAGAAGCGUGGCCGGGCAAGAAACCCACGCCAUCGUUACUUAUCUGACCGCGGACUGAGUCUUAUUUUAGCGCUUGUGACGCAAAAUGGCGAACAAAGAAAAUAAGACUAUAUUUCCAGCCACUGUUAGAAUCGUUUGUGUCACAGACUCCAAUGAGUUUUUUUUUUUUCUUUUGUUUUCCACUCUUUUCAAUGUUUUUUGCAAACGCUAUUAAUAAAUGGCAAAAGAGUAUUUUUA
This is a messenger RNA of Corythoichthys intestinalis (scribbled pipefish), 1317 nucleotides long. RefSeq names its product nuclear inhibitor of protein phosphatase 1-like. Bases 81 to 1127 code for a protein of 348 amino acids. Gene Ontology annotation, molecular function: mRNA binding; protein serine/threonine phosphatase inhibitor activity; protein binding. Gene Ontology annotation, cellular component: nuclear speck. The transcript has 7 exons. NCBI's taxonomy places the organism in Eukaryota, Metazoa, Chordata, Actinopteri, Syngnathiformes, Syngnathidae. The record is from RefSeq and is a predicted model, not a curated record.